AGCGUCGCUCGGGGAGCGGAGGACGAGGAGGAGGAGGAGGAAGGAGGUGAGCGGGGAUGGUGGAGUCCCGGCUCCCGACGGCACCCGGGGCGCGAGAGGCGGAGGGGCGCCCGCGGGUCGGUCCCGCUGCCUUCCUGCCUGUCGGGCGGGCCGGCCGGCCGUCGGAAUUCUAGUGAAUCACUGACCAGCACCAUUUUACCGUUGGAAUGAGUUAUCAGAAAUGGGCCUAGUGCUUUUAGAGCCAACAUGUAACAGAUGGAUGCAACUCCAAGCUUACUUCUUCAUGCCAGCACUCUUUUGACUGCCUAGGAUCUUUGUCUCUUCAUCUUUGAUCUGGAUUCUGGCAAAUAAAAGGCGUUCAUGUAGUGUUUUGUUUAAACUUGAGUCACCAUGAGUAGUAGUUUAGGCAAAGAAAAAGACUCUAAAGAGAAAGAUCCCAAAGUACCAUCUGCCAAGGACAGAGAAAAAGAGGCAAAAGCCUCUGGAGGUUUUGGGAAAGAAAGCAAAGAAAAAGAACCUAAAACCAAAGGGAAAGAUGCCAAAGACGGAAAGAAGGAUUCCAGUGCUGCACAACCAGGGGUGGCUUUUUCAGUCGACAAUACGAUCAAAAGGCCAAAUCCAGCACCUGGGACUAGAAAAAAAUCCAGCAAUGCUGAGGUAAUUAAGGAGCUUAACAAAUGCCGGGAGGAGAACUCCAUGCGCCUGGACUUAUCCAAGAGGUCUAUACAUAUACUGCCACCAUCAGUCAAAGAGUUGACUCAACUCACAGAACUUUAUUUAUACAGUAACAAAUUGCAGUCCCUCCCAGCAGAGGUGGGCUGUCUAGUAAAUCUCAUGACGCUGGCUCUCAGUGAGAAUUCACUUACCAGUUUGCCUGACUCUCUUGAUAACUUGAAGAAGCUGCGGAUGCUUGAUCUACGGCAUAAUAAACUGAGAGAAAUUCCUUCAGUGGUAUAUAGGCUAGAUUCUCUCACCACUCUGUAUCUUCGCUUUAAUCGCAUAACGACUGUGGAAAUGGACAUCAAAAACCUGCCCAAGCUCAUCAUGCUAAGCAUCCGAGAGAAUAAAAUCAAACAGCUACCUGCUGAAAUUGGUGAAUUAUGUAACCUCAUUACCCUGGAUGUAGCUCACAAUCAACUUGAACACCUUCCAAAGGAGAUUGGAAACUGCACACAGAUAACCAACCUUGACUUGCAGCACAAUGAACUACUAGACCUCCCAGAUACAAUAGGAAACCUGUCCAGUUUAAAUCGUCUUGGCCUGAGAUACAAUAGAUUGUCAGCAAUACCCAGAUCAUUAGCACAAUGCAGUGCACUUGAGGAGUUAAAUUUAGAGAACAAUAACAUUUCUACUCUACCAGAGAGUCUUUUAUCCAGUCUUGUAAAAUUGAAUAGCUUGACCUUAGCUAGAAAUUGCUUCCAGUUAUAUCCAGUGGGAGGUCCAUCUCAGUUUUCCACCAUUUAUUCCCUCAACAUGGAACACAAUCGAAUCAACAAGAUCCCAUUUGGAAUUUUCUCCAGAGCCAAAGUGUUAAGUAAGCUGAAUAUGAAGGACAAUCAGUUAACAUCACUCCCUUUGGAUUUUGGAACUUGGACCAGUAUGGUAGAAUUGAAUUUAGCAACUAAUCAGCUCACGAAGAUCCCAGAGGAUGUGUCUGGUCUUGUUUCUCUUGAGGUUCUAAUAUUAUCAAACAAUCUUCUAAAGAAGCUUCCCCAUGGUCUUGGAAACCUUAGGAAGUUACGAGAAUUAGACCUAGAGGAGAACAAGCUAGAAUCCUUGCCCAAUGAGAUCGCUUAUCUUAAGGAUUUACAGAAAUUAGUCUUGACAAACAACCAGUUGACCACUCUUCCCAGAGGCAUCGGUCACCUUACCAACCUCACACACCUUGGCCUUGGAGAGAACCUCCUUACUCAUCUUCCUGAGGAGAUUGGUACACUGGAAAACCUAGAAGAACUAUAUUUGAAUGACAACCCCAACCUUCACAGCCUCCCCUUUGAGCUUGCUCUCUGCAGCAAGCUGUCAAUCAUGAGUAUUGAGAACUGUCCACUCAGUCACCUACCACCUCAAAUUGUUGCUGGAGGGCCUUCAUUCAUUAUUCAGUUCUUAAAGAUGCAGGGUCCAUAUCGUGCCAUGGUUUGAUACAAACUGCUGGUCCCACACACUGUUCAAAAAUAGACUGCCAUUAAUGUUUCAUAUCUAUAUCUGUAUCUGUGUGGAUAUUGAUCUAUGGCAGAUUUAUAAAGACUGCAUUAUGUGUUUUUGCUAAUAGAGGAAUCAUAGCCAUUUAGAUUUUUUUAAUUAUGUAAAAAAAAAAAAAAAGCUUGUAUAAGUUUUCUUUGCUCAAUUUGAUGGAUGUUUUCCUGUUGUGUAAUCUGAUAUGCCAGUUUGUUUAAAAAUCUUCCAAGAAAUUAAUGAAGUCAUUAAAUUUAAGGGACAAAGUAGUAUAGUUAGAUAUGUUUCUCUUAGGAAAAUGUGGGCCAAAAAUUUUGUUGCAGCUUUUCAUAUACAUUUCCCCUUAAAAUUGUCUGAUCUUUAUAACAUAUAGGCCCUAAAGGUAGAAUUUUUCUUUAAUUUAUUUUGAAAUUUAACUUUUAUAUAUUGUUUACAUUCAGAGUAAGUCACUGAAUUAUUUUGAUUUGCUCUGUUUUAAUCAGUCAGAUAGAGUUUAUAUUCUCUGUUAAAGAAUUUGCAUCAGCUAGUUUAAAUAUUAAAAGAUACUUUGUUGCAACAGCUGGCAACCAGAAAAUAUGCAUUUAGAAAUCAAAAUUCACACUAGUUUUAUUUCUUUGAUGAACUGUAAAGCAAAUAUCUGAAGUGAAUCUUUGGGGUGGGGGUAUUCAAACCUUUCCUAGAAUAAGUAUGUUUUACUUGGGGAGCAGAAAUGUGUGGUGAAAGGUUUUCUUUUCUUUACUUUUCUUCCCCCAGUCCUGAAAGUUGCAGAUCCACAAAAAUUUAACAGAAAUUUGGCAAAUAAAUAACACAUAAACACACAUUCUAUAUAUGUAUAUACAAUGCUAUAUAGAUAUGUAUUUAUUAUAUCAUAAACUACAAUAGGUAACUAUAAAGACUUCUCCCUUUCCUUGUACAAUGAGAUGAAUGUCUCUCUCUGAAGAUUGCAGUCUAUGUAUGUUUCACGGUUAUUUAACGGUGUGCUAUGGUUUUAUAUCUUGACUCGCCUUGUAGAUCUUUCUGUUCUGGAGUGUCUGUGUCUAAGCACAAUAUCUUCCCACUGUGCUGUAGUUGCUGCUGAACUAAUGCACUUUCCCACAUGGGGCACUGGCUUCACACAGUUCAGUUCAGUACCAGUACUUUCAAUCUCAUCUUUCCUUUGUUAGUAGGCGGUAGUACAGUUAUGGAAAAAUGGCACAUUGACACCAUUGGUAGUUCUGUGGAAGUUAUGUAGGAUGUGCAUGUAGUAUUCGAUAAAUUUUUUGUUUUGUUCUUUUGCUUUACUGCCUUUACAAAUAUCAAAACUGUAAAUGUGUGCCCCUUACAUAUUUUUUUUUAUUUUUGGUAGUGUUGGUACAGGUCAGUUUAAUUAUUGAGGAGACCCCACAGAGCAGGUGCAUCCUAGAUACAAUCCUAAAACACACCUCCCAUAUAAUGAGUAACUAUUAUAUAUAAUUAAAUAUUGCUGCUUGUUCUUUUGUGUUGUGCCCCCCAAUUUUUGUGUAUUUUGUUCUAAACAACUAUUUUUAAAAAUUAAAACUAAUAUAAAGAUAAAUAUUUGGACUUUUGCUUUUCCUGGCACUCAAACUCAGAAUUGGGUUUGGUGACAAAUCUGUGUUCAUAAUUGGCAAAUUUGUAAGGAGCAACUAAGAAGUGAAAGGCAGGUAAAGAUAUAAAACCCUAGAAUGCUUAAAUGUGCUGUAAGACUAUUGUAGAUGUUCACUGGACUUUACAAAAUAAUAUUCUUUCUUCUUUCCCAUAUACUGUGGCUUUCAGUUAAGAUUUUGUUUAUAAAAGGAAUUUAUUACAGUUCUACCUAGAGCUUGUGUGUGUAUGUGUGUGUGUGUGUGUUUUUCUUUUAAAAUUCAUAUGCAGUUGUAUUGAUAUUAAGAUCAUAGACUUUAAACUUGAGAGGUAGUGGUCUGGUAUCUUUUCUUGUAAAAACAUGGUUUCUCAAGAUGAGAAUAUAUGAAAAACAUUAAACAGUUUGUUUUCCCUACAUUCAUUUAAAUUAUUCUACAACGGAGGUGGGAAAUGGCCACAAUCUUACAUGUAGAACUAACAUUCAUAUAGAUAGUGUAUAGUCUGCCUUUUCAGGAUGCAGACUUUAGAUCUUCUUUAUGCAAGCUGUGUUGGAAGAUCCCUUUAAUUUUAUGAUGUUUUCUACCAGGAAACCAAGCUGGACUCCAGUUGAGGGGUGGAUAGUUGUGAAACCAAGAUACUUAAUUCUUGCAUAAGGGAUGCUGAUGACUGUAGAUGAGUACACAUGAGUUAAGUUUUUUUCUGAAAUGCGCCGUAUUUAAAACUUUCAUUUUUUUUUUUUAAAGAAUAAUGUUUAGACUCUCCUCAAGAUUUGAUUAGUAAAAUAAGAAUCAUAGACUGUUAUCUUAAACAUGUAAAUUUUGGUUUGUUAAUUUAGAACUUUACUCAGAAGGGAGAGACGGUGACUUGUAAAUGAAUUCUAAAGAAAACAGUAGAGAUAGAAACUCCGGGAGAGACAGUUAAUUUGUACUUCAAAGUUGGGGAAUGCAGUUGGGAUGAAUUCUGAAAGCUCGAAUUACAAGUUUCUAAUUAAUCUUAUGAAGUCUGAGCCAUUUAAAGUGAACCAAUUCUGGGCUUGGAUAUGGCUAAGUGUGAGGUGUAGUGUCGCAUUCACAAGGUCCUGCUUCAAUUCCAGUACUCCCAUCCCCACAAAAUACAAACAAGGACUGACUGCAUCAUAACAAAAACGAAACGUGUGCAGUCAACCAGGAGUGAUGCUUCAAACUCAAGGCUGGUGCAGGAUGAACUCAAGUUUAAAAAUAUCCUGGGUGCUAUAUUAAGACGUUGUCCUCCCAAAAACCUUCAAAUAUGAAGAGCUUGCUACUCAGGAUGUACAUGUCCUGUUCAGUUGGAGCUGCGAGUCCUCAUGAGUGCUUGUGUGGCUGGCCUUGGAAAAUGUCCGCGGCCAUACUUUUCCAGAAGGGCGCUCUGGAGCCUCACCGGCCAUCUUUCUUUCCCCCACCCCAGCCAAGCAUCCUCAGAGUAAUUUUUACACCAUGGAGUUGGGUGGUCGGGGCCCUGCCCCAAAGGCAUCUGUCCUGCUGUGCAGUGCCUAGCUUCUCUGCUUAAGAGACCUCUUAAUCUCUUAAGGGUCACGGUGAGUCAGCAGUUGCUCCACGUGAGUUUCCUACUUCUUUCCUCACCAAACAGUAUGUUUCAAAUCCUGUGUUUGUUUGUUUGCUUGUUUGUGUUUUCAGCUGUCAUUACAAACUUGGAUAAAAGCUGUAAGCAGCCUAAAUUAACUAUUAGUCCAUUACUUUUAAAUCCAAUAGUCCAUUACUUUUAAAUCUCAGCAUAUAAAGCAUAGCCCACUUCUCUGUCAGAAUGUAACAUGAAAGGCCUCCAGUAUCCAUUCCAAUCUCUCCCCCACUCCCACCCCAGGAAUGUAAGUAGAUUGUGCUGGCUAUGCUUUUUGUCAGCCUUCUGCUCUUGUGAAUUCUCACCAGAACUGCCCAUCGGUUUCUGACUCUAGGGCUUUGGCCUGUUGCUGUUGUCCUCUUCCGUGGUCCUUCUCAAAUCAAAGUUCCAGAAGCCUAGUUGGUACCAAUUUUGUGUAUUUUCUUGUUACUAAAACAAAUUAUUUGAUAGAAACGAGAGGAAAGGUUUGCUGUGUUUCAGUUUCAGAAAGAUUUAUGUCUGGUUUGGAAUGGAGUGCAGGGCAAAAGUGUUCUGUCUGGCAGUGGAAUGUGUGGUCCUAAUGGAACCAGAAGUAGGAAAAGGCCUGUGGAGUACAUUUGAAUACUGUGUAGUGACUGCCAGCUUUUAAAACAAGCACGGCAAAUUGUUCUUCAUGUAGGCUGCCUUGGUAAUUAUCCAAAUAGGAAUUUAAUGGCUUUUUCUUCUAGUGUUACUUGUUCAUGUCUUUUUAAGAAUAAUUUGGAUUAUCAAAAUUUCAUCUUGUUCAUAAACUUUUGAAUAUGACCCAUUUUUUUUUUCUGAACCCUUCAAAAACUUGCCUUGUUUAGGGUUUUUAAGGGGUCAGUUGUGUGUUGAGUUAUAAAAUUAAUUUCCCCCUGUAAACCUGACUAUGUUACUUUCAAGAUGAGGGAGUUUCUGGAAAGGGACUGGCUUACAUUCUCAGUUAGUGUCACGUCAUUGCUGAAAGUAGAAGCAACAACAUCUGGCCCCUUGAGCAGUAUUGUAGUCUGCUGUGUUGCUUCCAUCCCAAAUCGCAACACCCGCACAGCUCUGACUGAAGUUGGUUAACAGAUGAAUGCUGAUUUAAACAUGCCUAAUUAAAAUAAGCCAGUGGGAGUUCAUGCAGACCUUCCAGCCUGGAAAUACAUAUACUAAACCCAGUUUUACACUUGUCAUCCUUCUAAGCCAAAACAUGUCAAGUGCAAGACUUCAGUCUGCCGCGUGUGUGAUUUUUACACUAUCUGUAGAUAUUUCUGUUUGCGUAGCUUUCUUUACUAAAUUUGUUUUACUUUGGGUGAUGACUUGAGGCAUUUGAGAAUGUCUCCAUUCUCAGAUAAAUCUAUUAGAAGUACAUAGUCCAGUGAAACACUCCUAGUGCAGUGUUCUUUUUUCUGUCACACUGAAGGUAAGGGCGAGGUAGACCUACCUUUCUAAAGUUUCAGCUUUAGAAGAGGUUGUUUUAGAGCUGUGAGUACAGGUCUUCCUGGCAGUAGUCCUGACUGGCCUCAGGGAGUCUUUAAAGAGAGUAAAGGAAUGGCAGAUGUCACAGCCAGAUUGUACUUUUUUACAGGACCCAGAAUAUAUCUAAACAUAAGUCAGUAAUAGUCAUCUUUUGUAGGAUGGUUGGCUUAAUUCUGUGUUUCUUUGUUUUCUCAUAUCUUAAGUUUGGAAAGUAUAGCUCCAUCCUUGGAAAAGCUAGGACAUAAGUAUUUUCUAUGUUGUGUAACUUGGGAAGAGAUAGUGGACAGCCCACUUCAGUUUGCUUUCUUGCUUUCUGGUUGAAGAUAUGAUCUUUUAGCUUCCUGAUUCAGCUGCCUGCUGACAAGCCUCUUCCCACCAUUUUGUACUCUGCCUCUGAAACUGUGAGCCAAAAUAAAUUCUUCUCUAAGUUGA
Messenger RNA from Meriones unguiculatus (Mongolian gerbil), 7242 nucleotides. RefSeq names its product SHOC2 leucine rich repeat scaffold protein (gene Shoc2). The record is from RefSeq and is a predicted model, not a curated record. Gene Ontology annotation, molecular function: protein binding. Bases 391 to 2139 code for a protein of 582 amino acids. NCBI's taxonomy places the organism in Eukaryota, Metazoa, Chordata, Mammalia, Rodentia, Muridae. The transcript has 9 exons.